AUGGACCGCUUCGAGCAGCUCAUCCUCACCGGUGACAUAUUCGGGGACUCGGGUCCUCGCUCUCCUCCCCGCACACCCUCUACUCUCUCCCCGGCCUCAUCCCGUUCCCCAUCACCGGCUCUGCCGCCCAACCCAAAUGCGUCGUCUGUCCAGGUAGGGCAGGGUGUGCCUGGACGCACGGGUGUUAAGGGGGUGAUACGUGAUGCGAGGGAAGCGAGUAUGAUCGAGCGAGGGCGGAAGAGUUUGGAGGCGCGCGAGAAGCAGAAGGAGUGGGAGGAGAAAGGCAGGGGAGCGCUCAGCUGGAGGGAAGAGGAGGAGUUUCGUGCUGGAGGGAGGAAGCUGGUGCGGAUUGGCGGGGGUGGGGAGGCGGAGAAGGGUGGGGAGGGGAGGAAGAGGUUUGGACAUUUGAGAGAGGUGGGCGUGGAGGGGUUUGUUGAUGCUGUCGAGGAGAGGGACGCUUGGGUCGUUGUGCACAUUUAUGACUCGUCUGUGGAAGCGUGUCAUUCCCUUGAUACCACCCUCGCUCUUCUCGCACGCUCUUACCCUUAUACCAAGUUCCUGCGGUCACGAGCCGCUGCUCUGGGGUUCGCAUCCCUCCUCUCUGGUGGAUCAUCCCAAGACCGUACUGCCAGGCUGGACGACCUGGUAGAAGACGAAGAAUGGGAAUACGAGGAAGAGGAAGACGAGGUGGAUCUGGACAUGUUACCGACUAUGCUGGUAUAUAAGGCUGGCGACCUGAAGCAGAACUGGAUCAGGGUGGAUUGGGAUGCGAAGGAUGCGGGUGGAGUGGAACAGCUGUUGAUGAAACACGGUAUAUUACCCACGCUAUCGGGGAAGCAGGAGAAUGAUGAUGACUUGGACUGGGAUUGAUUGGCUUCCAGCGUUGCUGUUAUCCCCUUUUGCGUAUUUUCCCGGGCCGUGGGAACUAAACGCUGCUAUGUAUGGAUUGUUAUAUUUUUCGAGGAGUGUACGAAGAUUCAGGGCGAUUCCUCUGUAGACCUGCCCUAUGACACGAGACGAU
Molecule: messenger RNA, 1021 nt
Organism: Dacryopinax primogenitus
Lineage: Eukaryota; Fungi; Basidiomycota; Dacrymycetes; Dacrymycetales; Dacrymycetaceae
Exons: 3
Coding region: 1-870 (289 amino acids)
Biological process (GO): regulation of G protein-coupled receptor signaling pathway
Source: RefSeq, a predicted model, not a curated record